GAUUGUAAAAGUUUAUAACUUAAAUAUAACUUAUAUAAAUGUUUAAAUAAUUCAUCCCUUUACAGGUUUUUAUUAAUUUUUCACCCUAAUCACAAACUAUCUUUAAUUUAACUAAAACCUCCAAAUGGAAUGGAUAAAAACCUGAUAAAAGUUGCGAACCGAAACUUCAACUCGAACCACAAUAAUGUGGGUGGACGUGCCGCGUCGAGCCCGACAGAUAUGAACGGGGCAGCGAGAAUAUUCACCAACAGUGUCGACAAUGGUGCCAUUGAUGAUGUCACAGAACUCACACAUUUACGACCACGAGGGGGCGGUAGCAAUCAGUCGUACAUGAGCGAACGCGCACCACCGGAUGAUGUCGUGUUCCUGGAGCGUGAAAUCCUACCAACAGACACGUUACAGUCGUUUGCAUUGUUGUAUGGAUGCACUUUAAACGACAUCAAACGUGCGAACAACCUUAUUCGGGAACAAGAUUUCUACGCUCUGCGUCACUUAAAGAUCCCCGUGAAACGUCACGGUUUGUUAACCGAGAUUGAAGAAGAAACGAAGCGACGCCCUGUCACCACAUCCAUUAGAGGGAGCCAGAGUGACGAUGUUUAUACGAACGAGAACCAAGAAAUUGAGUCCUCCGAAAGCUCGGAGAAUAUUUCGUUGCUAACCAGCUCGACCAAUCACAACCCAGCAACCACGCGCAACGAGGCGAAUAAAUUUCUUAAAAAACUUGACAAAGAAAUUCGAAAAACUGUUCGAAGCAGCGACGCCUUGGGUGAAAGGAACGAGGUGUUAGAAGAAGUUGUUUCGUCGCUGGGUUCGAUUGGGUAUCGACCUCUACCCCCACCUGGUGGUAAGGAUGAUUGUAACGGGGCUGAUUGGGGGGUAAAGUGGUGGGUACUACUGCUCGGGUUUCUCGCAAUUUUCUUUCUUUUUAUGAUUCUCGGUGGGUACGAGUAUUAUCACAUGACCAACAUAGAAAUCCCAACAACUCCAUCCGGUAGAUAGUUCCACAUGGUGGCGAUGUAGAGGGAUUUUUUCAACUUGUUCUAUUUCUAUGUUUAAAGAAAGUAUAUUCAGUUUUUACGUCAGAAACCAACAUUGGUGCCAACGAUAUAUUUAUAGAUAAUUUUAAGAAUUUCGACUAAAAUAAGUGUGAAAGAGAUUUUCUAGCAAUUGUGUAUUUAGUAAGCUUAAACGGCUGACAGUUUAAAUUAAACACAAACUGUGAAUCCUUUAAGAUAAAAGAAGAAACAAUUGUCAGAAAACCCCUUUCACACUAAAUAUUCAAUAAAAAUGUCAAAUUUUUCCUCAAAUUAGUAAAAAUAACAGUAAUUAUGAUGUCACAAAACUGCCAUAUUUUUAGCAUUUGUUGAUUCACCCUCACCAGUGUUUGUUAUAACACUCGUGGUUUGUUUGGAGACAAUGCUUCAUUGUGAUUAAACAAUACAAAUCACAUUCUAGAGAAAUUUAAACGGGUUAAUGAAUUUUUAUCUGAAAAUGUUAAAAUUGUGCAAUAUUUAUAAAAAGACAUCAAAUUAUAAAACGGGUAUUUUGUCAACGCCAUAAACGUUGUUGUUGUUGUAUAUUUUGUUUGGGAAAUGUUAUAGAGUUUAAUAUUCAAGAUCACGGGAUUCCGAACUUUUUAUUGCCACGCUUUUACUUUUUUUUUCAUGCACAUUUGUCUUAAACCAUGAAUUUACUUUUCUGUUGAUAUUUUUAUUUAUUGCGGAGUUUUCUGCAGAUUCAGAAAUGUUAAUAUAUAUCAUGGUUCGUGUUCACUAUUUAGAAAACCUUCACCGUUUUUAAGUUUCGCAACUUGAGUGAUUAACACCUGAUCCCAACGUUAAAUUUACCUUUGAAAUAGUUUGCAAAGUAACUUCUGCAUGAAUACAUAUAUAGCAAUAAUUGAUUUCUGAAAUUAUUGCUAUAUAUGUAUUCAGAUGCAUUCUAUGAUAAAUAUUUUGCCCUCAAUGUUAUCUCUAUGUUAAAUAGAAACAAAUAUUCCUACAAUGAUUUUAUCGGCUUUAGUAGAUUGUGGUGUAAAAGUGGCAAGGUUGUGCAAUAAAUGAAAGAUAUUCGAU
Molecule: messenger RNA, 2075 nt
Organism: Ciona intestinalis (vase tunicate)
Lineage: Eukaryota; Metazoa; Chordata; Ascidiacea; Phlebobranchia; Cionidae
Product: lysM and putative peptidoglycan-binding domain-containing protein 3
Source: RefSeq, a predicted model, not a curated record